CUUUUUUGUCCUCAUACUACUUCGUUGUUCGCUGCGGUUGUUUCUUGUGCUUCCACGUCUUUGAACGUCGAUCAUACAGCACUGCUCUCACAAACACCCACGAUCAUGCCAUCCCUCCGCCAUCAUCUCUCAGCCAUCUCGGCCACAGUCCCCUUCUUCGACACCUGACCAUGACCACGCAGGCCAACUUUCCAUAGGCUCUGGCACCCUUGACUCGCAGCUUCCUCGACCGUCGAGUUCACCCUGACCUCCUACGAAGACAUUGUCUUGGUCCCUUCCCCUUUGGAGGAAUCUUGUUACCCCGGCAAGAUGGCCUUUCAAAUCCCUCAAUGGGCUUUAGAUGUAUGGGGAUUUUGCAAGAGAAACAUCAUUCCGGAUGUCUUUAUCAAGAGGAGGCUCAAUUUUAUUACAGUGCAUUACCUAUACCUGAUAGGGAUGUCACUUUUGUUAUCGGUUCUUAUAUAUGUGCAAGGAGAGAUGUCCUACAUCAACGCUCUAUUCUUUGCAUCCGGCUCCUGCACACAAAGUGGCCUCAACACCAUCGACGUGGAUUUGGUCCAUACAGGGCAACAGUUCCUUUUCUAUUUUGGAGCCAUGGUUUGCAAUCCAAUUGUCAUACACUCGGCGGUUGUUUUUGCACGCUUGUAUUGGUUUGAGAAGAGAUUCAAAGAUGUAGUGCAUGCUUCCAAAAUGUUGCGACGCACGAAAUCUCGAUCAAGAACGAACACUUUUAUCAAGGAGGAUCCUGAAGUAGCCAAGGACCCUGUGGGUGUGAGAGGGCGGGCUAUCAAAAUCCUACGACAUACUGCACACCCUGAAUCACCUGCGCUGGAGAAAGUUGCAGGAGAAGACGAGGCCAACGGGAAAGUUCUCGAGCCCUCGAAAACCUCUCCUUGUACUAGCGACGACGUUGGACGAUCGUCAUCCCAAGACAACGAACUGCGCCUCCGGCAGAGCCGGUCCACAGAUGAUGUUCGACUGCCACAACAGUUGAGUCCGGAACAGCACAUCCGGUUCCUGGAGAAUCAGCGCAAUCCAUCUGACACCACCGCUUUGCGAAUCCCCAGUCCCCGAGAAUUCGAGCUCGGCAGGAAACCUGAGAAUGUCAACGAUGGCAUUGACAACAGGUUACGUCGUCAGGUCACAAGUGACAAUGACCUCCCACGAGCCAACAAGAUCACCCAGAAGCGGAGUACGGAACUUGCGCAGGGUGCCGAGGGUGCCGGACCUACCCACAUCACUAUCAAUGAGCCUAAUUUCAUUCGCGAGCGUACUGACCGAGUUACGACCUUCCCACGCCUCAACACGAGACAGUCCACGCAGCCGCGAGAUGCAUACGAUCCUGCCACCGGACCUGGGUCCAACCUUAGGAGAGGAAGGUCGAUGACAUUCCGGUCGCUUCAGCGCAGCAACACUGCUCGCACCAUGGAGCCAGCACCCUACCUGACCUGGGAGCCGACCAUCGGACGCAACUCGUUUUUCGUCAACCUGACUGAGGAACAGAGGGAAGAGCUCGGCGGUAUCGAAUAUCGUGCCCUCAAGACACUCGCCUUGAUCCUGGUGGUAUAUUUCUUCUCCUUCCACAUACUCGGCGUCAUUUGUUUGAUUCCGUGGAUCCUGCAUACACAACCGUACGGCCAUGUAGUCACCUCACAGGGCCAAGGCCGUGUCUGGUGGGGAAUCUUUACUGCCGGGUCUGCAUUCAAUGAUCUGGGCUUCACCCUCACCAACAAUUCCAUGAUAUCGUUUGGCAAGGCUAUUUUCCCGCUGCUUUUGAUGACAUUUCUCAUCGUCAUCGGCAACACCGGCUUCCCAUGCAUGUUGCGGUUCGUCAUUUGGGUUGUGUCCAAGUGUGUGCCAGUUGGUUGUGCUUUGUGGGAGGAACUGCGAUUUCUUCUGGACCAUCCCCGUCGGUGCUUCACACUGUUAUUCCCGCGAAACGCAACAUGGUGGCUUUUUGCGAUCUUGAUCAUCCUCAAUGGUCUUGAUCUGAUCUUCUUCAUAAUUCUGGAUCUAAACGAUCCCAUCAUUGAGCAGAUCCCGCCUGGAAUCCGCUUUGUCGAUGGUCUCUUUCAAGCUUCUGCGACCAGGACAGCAGGCUUUUCCGUCGUCAACCUGGCGGAACUUCACCCGGCGAUUCAGGUUAGUUAUCUUAUUAUGAUGUACAUUUCAGUUUUCCCAAUCGCCAUUUCGAUGCGUCGAACGAACGUUUACGAGGAGAAGAGCUUGGGAAUUUAUGGUUCUGGUGACGAGGACGAAGAUGGCAAAGAGCCCAGUUAUGUUGGAGCCCACUUGCGAAAGCAGCUUUCGUUCGACCUGUGGUAUAUCUUUUUGGGUAUGUUCAUCAUCGCCAUUGUGGAGGGAGGCCGGUUACAGAACAGCAACGAAUAUGCGUUUACCUUAUUUUCGGUCUUGUUUGAAAUUGUCUCAGCAUACGGAACAGUUGGCUUGUCUCUGGGUUACCCUACCAGUAAUGCUUCUUUCUCAUCUCAAUUCCACACACUGUCAAAGUUGGUCAUUAUUGCCAUGCAAAUUCGAGGACGACACCGUGGUCUACCCUACGAAUUGGACCGUGCCAUUCUGCUGCCCUCUGAAAGCCUCCAGGAGAAAGAGGCCAAAGAAUCCGAGCGGGUACUGCGACGAAGAAGAUCGUCUAUUGGAGCUCUGUCUACGAUGUCGGCCGUGGAUGGCAAUAUGGAAGGGCGUCAGUUCCGCCCUGAAACCGGACUCACCUCUGGUUAUUAUUCAGCCGACCGUGAUGGAGCUGAUCCACGACCACGAGGUAACACCAAUACCACAGCUGGCAGUGGUGCUGAUGGACAUGUGCCCAGUGCUCGACGUGGGUUGGGGAUAGGCAUGUUCAAGCUUGCGAACGAGGUGGACGCAAUCCGGGAGGAGAACCCGUUACAUCACCAGGACUAAAUCAACACUGACGAUGGCAUCUCUUUUUUUUCUUCACGCAAACUUUGGUAUCAUUGAGAUGCCUGCAUAAAUUUUAGCGAAGGCGCAGGCGGAGCAUUGCAAAUAUUUCCAUGGUCAAAGGUAUGUAACGAGCCGAAAUGAUCCAUGUAUGAAGCAUCAUAGAAACGUUUGCUGUUCAAUGCGCGGCAUCGAUGAGUUUAGACACACAGGGAAUGAAUCCUCUGUACAACCAACAAAUCGAGUCUUUGUAUUCCGUCCUCCGUAC
Molecule: messenger RNA, 3187 nt
Organism: Exophiala oligosperma
Lineage: Eukaryota; Fungi; Ascomycota; Eurotiomycetes; Chaetothyriales; Herpotrichiellaceae
Exons: 1
Coding region: 310-2922 (870 amino acids)
Biological process (GO): intracellular potassium ion homeostasis; potassium ion import across plasma membrane
Cellular component (GO): plasma membrane
Molecular function (GO): high-affinity potassium ion transmembrane transporter activity
Source: RefSeq, a predicted model, not a curated record